This is a messenger RNA of Phascolarctos cinereus (koala), 2220 nucleotides long. RefSeq names its product tubulin tyrosine ligase like 2 (gene TTLL2). Gene Ontology annotation, biological process: protein polyglutamylation; microtubule cytoskeleton organization. Lineage: Eukaryota; Metazoa; Chordata; Mammalia; Diprotodontia; Phascolarctidae. Gene Ontology annotation, molecular function: tubulin-glutamic acid ligase activity; tubulin binding. Gene Ontology annotation, cellular component: ciliary basal body. The record is from RefSeq and is a predicted model, not a curated record.
CUCAAAUCAUCUGGGAUCUGCCACCCACAUGCAUCAUGCUUUUCCCUUCCUCACCAGCCUGUGUGACCUCACCUAGCCCCACCCCCAGGAUAGCCUCUCUAUGGCACCCUUCUACAAUUCCCAUUCUCUAGGGGAGCAAGCUGUUUCCUCUGCGCCUAGCUGAGCUGUUCUUUACACAAUUGCCUUCUACUCACUUCCAAGAGAAGACUCCCCUGUGCUACUACUGCUGCUUCUCAUCCCCUUCCUAACUAUUCUGUGCCCCAGUAAAGAAAAAUCAUGUGAUGACAGAAGAUGAAAAUUCAGAGAUUGUGUUAAAGCCGUUAGUCUUUCGUGUAGAUGAAAAUACUCCUGAACUAGUAAAAAAUGUUCUACUAGAACGUGGAUGGAAUAAAUAUAAUGAAGAUGUACAGGAUGUAGCAGAUUGGAACUUGUAUUGGCGGACGUCAGCUUUCCGUAUGAUUGACCACAGCAAUGUUAAGCCAUGGCAACGACUUAAUCAUCACCCAGGGACCACCAGGCUUACCAGGAAGGACUACUUGGCAAGACAUUUGAAGCACAUGAAAGGGAUUUAUGGAGCAUCUCUUUAUGCAUUCUCUCCACUAACAUUUAUCAUGCCCAAAGACUAUAUUAAGUUUGUAGCUGAAUAUUCCAGGGAGAAAGAGGCCCUUGGCACCAAGCCAAGCUAUUGGAUAUGCAAGCCAGCAGAACUGUCUCGUGGAAGGGGCAUAAUGAUUUUCAGUGACCUUAAAGACUUGAUCUUUGAUUGUGCAACAAUUGUACAGAAAUAUAUCACCAACCCCUUCCUCAUUGCUAGGUAUAAAUGUGAUCUGCGUAUUUAUGUGUGUGUUGCUGGCUUCCAGCCCUUAACCAUUUACCUCUAUCAGGAAGGACUGGUACGGUUUGCCACUGAAAAGUUUGAUCUCAAUAACCUGAAGAACGAUUGCUCCCACCUGACCAAUAGCAGUGUCAAUAAAACCGGGGCCUCCUACAAGAAGAAUAAAGAAGGGGUUGGCCGAGGUUGUAAAUGGACCCUGAGCAAGUUCUUCGCUUAUCUGCGCAGCCAGGAUGUGGAUGACUUGCUUCUGUGGCAAAGAAUCAACCACCUGGAUCUCACAAUUCUCUCCAUUGCCCCCUCUGUCCCCUCAGCUUCCAAUUGCUUUGAGCUCUUUGGAUUUGACAUUUUGAUUGAUGACAAGUUCAAACCAUGGCUUUUAGAAGUGAACUUCAGUCCUGGCUUAUCUUUAGACUGUUCCACUGAUGUGUCAGUGAAGAGAAAGCUUAUCCAUGAUAUCAUUGAAUUAAUGCAUUUCAACCAAACUCGCCUGAGGAAAACCAAAAAGGAAUCUCGUGAAGCUUCAGGCCACCAGCCUCACGUUUCCUGGACUGGAAGUGAUAAAGAUAGAGUCUGUGAAACUUCAAAGCAUUGGUGUAAAAUUUCCUGGGCAAAAGGUAAGAAAGAUAGAGACCAUGAAACUUCAGGGCAAUGGAUAAACAUUUCUCAGUUUGGACAAAAAAGCACAGUUCAUGGAUCGUCUAGAUACACAUCUCAUAACAAGGAGACUUGCAUCUCUUCUAAUAUUUUCUCUUUAUUCCAAGGAAAGGCCUAUAGCAAUGAUUUAAUUGCCUUACAGAAAAAAGUCAAAGAUUUUCCUAAAGAAAUAUCUACUGAAAAACUAAGAGAAAAGAAGGCUUCAAAAGAUUCUGUACCCCCAGCUUUUCCAAAGAUAAGAAACAGACAGACUACAUUCAAGUCAUUCCAUCUCUUCCCAUCUUCUGAAUCAUGUAAGAAGAAGAAAAACAUCACCCCAUAUUUCCUGUCAGACAAAGGUAUGAGGCCAUGCUCCCACGUAGGUGAUUUUGCUCUCAUUUUCCCUUUCAAUGAAGCCACUCUUGAAGCUACCAAGAAUGGAUUGGAUCUCAAAAAAGUCAUCCAUGAACUCCAGAAGCUUGUAAAUAAAAAAUCAACAACCGAGGCAGAGGAUAAAACUAAGAAAACGUGACCAGGGAUUUCAAUGACUUAGGGACCAACUGAAUGCAAAUCCCUGAAAUUUCCAUUUAUUACAUGAAUCAUGACAAUGCUAAGUUGUAUUUGCUUUUUAGCUACUAUCUAAAACUAUCAAGAUCAGAUAAAAGGACAAUCUCAUUAGGAAUGAUAAUGUUUAAAUUUGUAUGUCUUUAAAUCACUUUUUAUUGUCUAAGGUUUUCACUCUGGGAAAGUGG